Molecule: messenger RNA, 885 nt
Organism: Stegastes partitus (bicolor damselfish)
Lineage: Eukaryota; Metazoa; Chordata; Actinopteri; Pomacentridae
Gene: olig3
Product: oligodendrocyte transcription factor 3
Exons: 1
Coding region: 1-885 (294 amino acids)
Biological process (GO): positive regulation of transcription by RNA polymerase II; axon development; sensory organ development
Cellular component (GO): nucleus
Molecular function (GO): E-box binding; DNA-binding transcription factor activity, RNA polymerase II-specific; protein dimerization activity
Source: RefSeq, a predicted model, not a curated record
AUGAAUUCAGACUCCAGCCCGAGCAGCAGAGCCUCUUCCCCGGACAUGGACGGCAUGUUUCUGCGAGACCACCACCCGCACCACCAUCACCACCACCACCACCACGUCGGCUCCUCCGUGUCCUCCUCCACGCAGAGCGGCGAGCAGCAGCGUCAGAAGAUGACCGGCGCCGAGCACCUGCGCUCUGGAGACCCCAAGUCAGUAGGAAGCAGCAGCAGUAGCAGCAGCAGCAGCAGCAGCAACAAGUACAAACUGAAGAAGCAGGUCACCGAGGAGGAAAUGUACCAGCUCCGGCUCAAGAUUAACGGCCGGGAGAGGAAGCGCAUGCACGACCUCAACCUGGCCAUGGACGGCCUGCGGGAGGUGAUGCCCUACGCGCACGGGCCCUCGGUGAGGAAGUUGUCCAAGAUCGCCACGCUGCUUCUCGCCAGGAACUACAUCCUGAUGCUCACCAGCUCCUUGGACGAGAUGAAGCGGCUGGUGGGGGAGAUUUACGGGGGGCAGCACUCGGCUUUCCACUGCGGCACCGUUGCGCACGCCGCCGGCGCCGGUGGACACUCCGGAGGUCCCGCAGCUGCAGCCGCCGCCGCUGCCGCCGCCGCCGCACACCAGGUGCACCCUCUGCUCGGGAGCGCGCUGUCCUCCUCCACGUCCUCCACUCUGUCGAGCGCGCUGCCGGGACUCACGUCCAUCAGAGCGCCGCACUCCCUGAUGAAGGGCUCCCCGGGCGCGCCCCCGGCCCUGCAGCUGGGCUCCGGCUUCCAGCACUGGGCCGGGCUGCCGUGUCCCUGCACCAUCUGCCAGGUGCCUCCUCCUCCGCACAUCCCCAUCACCUCCACCGGCCUCACGAGACUCACAGGGGAGGGGAAGGACGGGAUGAAAUGA